AUGAGUUAUCAUAAUAAAAUUAAUAUAUUAAGAAGCACAUCGGUGGGCAGCCAACAGCCUGAACAUAAUACCCCAAACUUUAACCAUCAAAACACCACCAAUUUUCAAAUGAACAAUAAUACACCGACAUUGGUUGGUUCAUACCCAUCAUACUUGGCACCAUUGGAAAUACCACCACCACUCGACCAAUCUUUUGACAACAGUAACAGUAGUACCAAUCUAAUCAGACAUAAUACAAUCACUUCCAACAACAGCAACAACAAUCCACUGACAGCAAGUGAAAAUGACAUCUCCAAAUCGACUGCCACUGCCACUACCAAUACCAACAGAGUGGUGGAUUCCUUUGAUUUCAGUAUGACAGACCAAUCACUCAGUGAAAGUGUUUCACCUCGCAGACUCAGUCAGACCAAUGAAAUAGAGAUGGAAUCGAUCAGUCGGAAUUCCUGUGAGAUGGACGGUGCCAAGAUUGACGAUGAGCCAAAGUCGUUCAAAGGUGAUAUCGAAGAAAACAACUACGAUCCAUUCGAUCCAUACCACGAGAAAUUGUACACCAUCGAAGAUGUUGGCUGGAAAGGCAAACAAACCAUAAAACUCAUGUUCCAAAGAUAUUUUUUGGGAUUAAUUGUAGCAAUAUUUGUAUCAUUAGUCGUUUUUAUAAUGUCCCAAGUCGAUUGGAGUGGUGAUUCCAACGCCAAUGUAUAUUUAAAUAGAAAAUCAUAUCAUAUUUUCUUUCAAUUCGCUAUUGGUAUCAGUUAUUGGUUCUAUUUCAUCGAUGCCUUUGGUGUCGUUGUAAUGUAUACUUGUGGAGAGGUCAUUUUCGCCUAUAGUAUGUCCAUGCUCCUACAAAGUGAAACUGGAAAGCAACCGGACAAAAAGAAAGCGUAUGGCGUCGCCUACAACUAUUGUGCCCCCGAUAUCUUUGUAACCGUAUUCACCGUUAUCUAUAUGUUCUUUCUGCUGCCAAUCUACUUCUCCAUAGAAAGUGAUAUUCUGCGUUUGGGAUGGCGUCUCGUUAUCCAUCCGAUCUACUGGACCGCCAUCAUUGUUGUGGCGCGUCAGUUCUUGACACGUGACAUCUCGACCGACGACAUCAUGCUCAACACCAACAUCGUGCUCCACACCUUCUUCCACCACCAAACCCUCGGUAAAAUCUUUGUAUAUACAUUCAGUAGCGACGCUCCCUAUCUCACUGAGGUCGGUAUGAUUGUUUCCGCGCUGGAAGACAUCAUCUUGCGUGCACUCGCUUUGAAGCGUGACGAGAUUGUCCUAUCGUUCUACUAUGGAAAGGAGCGUGCUCGUCAAAUUGUAUAUUCUCAACAGUCGCUCCAGCUGCGUGCAGCCAUUCUCAACAUCCAGGUCGCCCUCGAGUUCAGCGGUCUCAUCUCGGCGCCCAUCUUUAUCUACCUCUUCCAAAAGUGGAAGAUGUUGUUCCACUUUUUCGAUACCGGUGCAAUCAAUCCGGUUACACUCUUCUAUCAGAGUGUGCUCUCGAUCGGUCUCGAUCUCAUAGCGGAAUUCGUAUGUACUUUUAUUGAAACCAAGUAUUUCAAGCUGCCACUCGAGCCCACUUGGAAAUGGAUGAAGUCUCACAAGUGGUUCUUGGCAUGGCUUGUCUACGGAUCUAUAACGAUGGGUCUGUUUGGAAUGCUUUGGACAUGCGCACGUGUACCUCGUGCCGGUCUGUGUUCUGCCGACGACAUAUGUACAUGCAAUCAAAUCAUCUCUAGUUCAAUUCCAGAUUUCUGUAAAACAAAUUCAACAAUCAUUCCAUUAUUAAACACAACAACCUCAAACUUUAUAUUUUAA
This is a messenger RNA of Heterostelium album PN500, 1806 nucleotides long. Its product is annotated as putative transmembrane protein. Lineage: Eukaryota; Evosea; Eumycetozoa; Acytosteliales; Acytosteliaceae. The record is from RefSeq and is a predicted model, not a curated record. The transcript is spliced from 2 exons. Bases 1 to 1806 code for a protein of 601 amino acids.